This is a messenger RNA of Numida meleagris (helmeted guineafowl), 2353 nucleotides long. It is a transcript of the gene RHO, whose product is annotated as rhodopsin. Lineage: Eukaryota; Metazoa; Chordata; Aves; Galliformes; Numididae. The transcript has 5 exons. Gene Ontology annotation, molecular function: G protein-coupled receptor activity. Gene Ontology annotation, biological process: phototransduction; visual perception; G protein-coupled receptor signaling pathway. The coding region runs from base 1042 to 2097 and encodes 351 amino acids. Gene Ontology annotation, cellular component: membrane; photoreceptor outer segment. The record is from RefSeq and is a predicted model, not a curated record.
CUGCAUAUAAAGCCAGGAACAGAGGAGGUGAUACAACUGGAAACCUGCUAGCAGGAUCAGUGCUUCACUGCAUUGUUCAAACCUUCCCAGACAAAUUUUGCAACGGAACAAGUAGAUGGCUGAGAGCGCACAGAAGAAGGGCUGCUGAUGGUCAUGCUGCCAAGCUCACCCUUUCACCAGCCUACCCCUGAGCAUGGCAGCUGUGACGGGGACGGGCUGCUGUAACAGCCCUGCUGUCCUGCUUUAAGAGCAGGCCUCUGUCACACAGGGACUGCACCAAGCCCAUCCAGCCCAGCCACCGCUGCAGCCCAAACCCACGGCCAGAAGGUUCUGAACCACAAACUUCACUCCUGUUUGCUUUGGUUGAGGGCAACUGCAAGAAGGAUCCUGUGUGCUUUGUCUUUCUCUGGCACUCUCUGCCUGGGGACUCGGAGAUAACGUGUCCUGUUUCCCAUACCACUCUGUGGGUAAACUGAGGCAUUUCGAACUGUUGGGUGGUGCGGCCUGUGACAGGCUGACGGGGCACUCCGUGGGGCAUGGGCAGCAUGGGCUGCAGGCGUGCAGCCCGGAACACAGUGUGCAGUGAGCGCCUUGGGCCCAGGCACCGGGUGCUCAGCCCUCGGGGAGUGGCACAGCGUGCUGGGGAGCGAGGCCGUGCUGGUGGGACUGCCCUCUGGUUUGGGCCCCCACACAAGCGGUGUGGUGCAGAGCUAGCUGUUUAUGUAUGACCAUGAACCAUGGUCUUCAGCAAUGACAGCGUGGGGCAGAAACAGGUGUCACCUUAAUACCUACCCAGAAAAGCCAAUUACCCCUGGAUGAUUAUGAUUAAUAACUCUCUAAGCCCUAAUCGCGCUGACACCAAUGCCUGGAGCUUACACCAGGGGGCACUUUAUAAGGGACGCCCUACAGCGGUGAGCGUAGCUGCUUCUCCCCGGGGUGACGGCGAAGGCUGGGCAGCGGGAGCCCAACUGCAGGGGAGAUUCCCCCACGCACAAAAACCGGCACCGAGUGUGACUGAAAGGCACCUCACAAACCGCAGCCAUGAACGGGACGGAAGGCCAAGACUUCUACGUGCCCAUGUCCAACAAGACCGGGGUGGUGCGGAGCCCCUUCGAGUACCCCCAGUACUACCUGGCUGAGCCCUGGAAGUUCUCGGCGCUGGCUGCCUACAUGUUCAUGCUGAUCCUGCUCGGCUUCCCCAUCAACUUCCUCACGCUGUAUGUCACCAUCCAGCACAAGAAACUCCGGACGCCUCUAAAUUACAUCCUCCUGAACCUGGCGGUUGCUGACCUCUUCAUGGUCUUUGGAGGCUUCACCACCACCAUGUACACCUCGAUGAACGGGUACUUUGUCUUUGGAGUAACAGGGUGCUACAUCGAAGGCUUCUUUGCUACACUGGGUGGUGAAAUCGCUCUCUGGUCACUCGUCGUCCUGGCCGUGGAACGAUACGUCGUGGUCUGUAAGCCCAUGAGCAACUUCCGCUUCGGGGAGAACCACGCCAUCAUGGGGGUUGCGUUCUCCUGGAUCAUGGCCUUGGCGUGCGCAGCUCCCCCGCUGUUCGGCUGGUCACGGUACAUCCCCGAGGGCAUGCAGUGCUCGUGCGGGAUCGACUACUACACGCUGAAGCCGGAGAUCAACAACGAAUCCUUUGUCGUCUACAUGUUCGUGGUCCACUUCACGAUCCCACUGACCGUCAUCUUCUUCUGCUACGGGAACCUGGUCUGCACUGUGAAGGAGGCUGCCGCCCAGCAGCAGGAGUCUGCCACCACCCAAAAGGCAGAGAAGGAAGUGACCCGCAUGGUGAUCAUCAUGGUCAUUGCCUUCCUCAUCUGCUGGGUUCCCUAUGCCAGCGUCGCUUUCUACAUCUUUACCAACCAGGGCUCAGACUUUGGGCCCAUCUUCAUGACCAUCCCGGCAUUCUUUGCCAAGAGCUCUGCCAUCUACAAUCCCGUGAUCUACAUCGUAAUGAACAAACAGUUCCGUAACUGCAUGAUCACAACCCUCUGCUGCGGCAAGAACCCACUGGGCGAUGAGGACACGUCUGCUGGAAAGACAGAGACCUCCUCCGUCUCCACCAGCCAGGUGUCCCCUGCGUAGGCCCCACUGCACCAACCUUGCCCACUGCCAGCGCCUGCCCGCUUCAGCACAGCCCUGCGGGGCGGGCUGCUCUCCUAACAAUAGGAACCCUGGGAACAAGGCUGUGAAAAUGUACACGGUUUUGUAAUUAAAAUGCAAAAGCUUAGCUCCUCCACUGGCAUAACUCCGUGCUUCUCUCUCUGUUGAUUCACUGAGAGCUCACACCUGUUGCACCAUGCAGGCCCUGCAAAGCCCGGGCACAGCGGAGCCACUGCCA